Serpula lacrymans var. lacrymans S7.9 is the source of this 702-nucleotide messenger RNA. RefSeq lists its product as uncharacterized. NCBI's taxonomy places the organism in Eukaryota, Fungi, Basidiomycota, Agaricomycetes, Boletales, Serpulaceae. The transcript has 2 exons. Bases 1 to 702 code for a protein of 233 amino acids. The record is from RefSeq and is a predicted model, not a curated record.
AUGGACCAAUCCCCUAUCAGUUUUAAGGACCAAGGGAAGCAUUCAGUCACCGUUGAGUGCUCAGUGCAUUUUGAUGUUGAGAACGUAUCUUUGAAUGCUGACAACGGACCUCCCUUUGGGCUUGAGGGGGAGUAUGAUGCCCUGAAACAAGCGCCAAAGAAGAGUCAGAUUGUAGAAAUUGAUGAUCAUACACCUCAUCCUGAUCCACCUGAUCCCCAGGAUAUUAAUAACCAAAUCUACCCUCAGGAUCAAGAUGAAGCUGAUCCUGACCCCAUCCAAGCGGCCCCAGCUCCUCCACCCCCACCUAUAGCUGCUCCACAUCAAAGCACCUGCAUUCAUCAGCCAACUCAAUAUGUUCAUGAUCUCCUACAAGGGAAAGGAUCAAUAUCUGGAAAUAACCAAGCACCCACUUUGCCCAGAGGCAUCCAAGUAACUAUUGACAAUCUGAAUAGAAGUGAUGAGGAAGAGCGAGAUGAUGAAACACUAAGAGAUCUGGCCCAAAACAUAGCCAUGGUGGCACGUAUGGCAGACCUUCAUGGUGUGGAGCCAAGGACUGUUGAAGAAGCCCGCAAACGUCCAGAUUGGGAUAAAUGGGAUCAAGCUAUCCAGGAAGAGUUGGCGAGGCUCAAUAAGGCAGGAACCUGGACAUACGCUGUUACGAUAACACAUUUUCGGACCUUUGAUUUUCAUUCUCCUCUUUAA